AUGUCUGACCGGAUCAUUUAUACCCAGUCUAACUUGUCUUCCGUGCCCUGGGAGAGCAGUGCGGCAGCAGCGGUGCCUCCCGUGUCUCCUCCUACACCUGCAUGCUACCAUGUCCUCUACCAAAGAUGUGGAGAAACCCAGGUGGGCUGGCAUGGGGAGACAUACUACCUGGUUGGUGGCUACCGGCUCUAUGGGGACGCUCCCUUGGCCACUUCAGCCAAGGACAAAAUAGACAAGCCGGCAGAGAAAGGGGCUCCCAAGAAAUGCAGUGCACCAUCAGAGGCGGAAAAGACCCUGGGUUGCCCUGGCCCCAAAAUUCGGGGCUUAAACUGGAGUGGCAAGAGAGCAAUGCCACAGAAGCUUCCUUGCUGA
This is a messenger RNA of Sciurus carolinensis (gray squirrel), 372 nucleotides long. Its product is annotated as DPEP2 neighbor protein-like. NCBI's taxonomy places the organism in Eukaryota, Metazoa, Chordata, Mammalia, Rodentia, Sciuridae. The record is from RefSeq and is a predicted model, not a curated record. The coding region runs from base 1 to 372 and encodes 123 amino acids. The transcript has 3 exons.